Notodromas monacha is the source of this 2144-nucleotide messenger RNA. The record is from the annotation of a GenBank genome assembly. Lineage: Eukaryota; Metazoa; Arthropoda; Ostracoda; Podocopida; Cyprididae.
GCAGAUCUAUUGUGCCCAGUUCAGACUUUUUUUUCGGCUAUUGUGAGUAGCCAUGGCUCCAGUUCACGACUCUGGUGUUCCAUGGCACGUAAAAGCCGUGUGUUUAUUGACAGUGACUUCUUUGACGACUGCUUUGGUUAUUCUUAUGAGGUUGUCGAAAACGGAAGGAUCAGAGCCUUACGCUUCUUCUACGGCUGUUCUGAUCUCGGAAAUUAUCAAGUUAUUUGUUUCACUAAUCGCCCUCGGCGUGGAACGGAAGUCAUUGCUAGCCCUGAGCAAAUGUGUGUUCCGCGAAAUUUUGUGUGACCCGAAGGAAACCUGCAAGCUCAUGAUUCCUGCGGGUCUCUAUGCCCUGCAGAACAACCUGGUUUAUUUGGCGUUGACAAACCUUGAUGCAGCUACAUAUCAGAUUACGUACCAGCUAAAAAUACUGACGACUGCGUUGUUCGCAGUUAUACUGCUCAAAAAGCGAAUUACUAGACGUCAGUGGUUCUCUUUGGUGAUCCUCACUACUGGAGUUGCACUCGUUCAGCUUCGGACCGUGGAUUUCUCGUCUGAGGGUUCUCCGAAUACUAGGAACCAAAUCAUUGGCUUCACGUGCAUUUUGAUCAACAUAUUCACGAGUGGUAUAUCAGGAGUAUACUUCGAAUACCUGGUUAAAGUUGGUAGUGUGGAGAAAACCAGUGUGCCUUUGCGGAACUCGCAACUCGGGAUUUUUAGUGUAGCGAUUACCGCGAGCAUAGUUCUUUUACAUGACGGAGACUUCGUUGCGGAAUACGGCUUUUUUGCUGGCUAUACCCCGCUUGUGUGGUCCGUACCAAUCGUGAUGGCCGUAUCCGGGCUUUCCGUUGCUGUGACUUUGAAGUAUGCCGACAAUAUUCUCAAGGGCUUUGCUACGUCUAUAUCAAUCAUUCUCACUGCGAUACUUUCCCACUUCUGGCUCUCUGAUUUGGAGAUCAAUUUGCGGUUCGUGGCUGGAACAAUGCUGGUAUUGUGGGCUACUUUUGAAUACGGACUUCCGUCUACUGAUCCUAAGAUUCUGCCAAAAGCGGAGAAAUCCAUUCCGUGAUGUCGCAGCAUUCAUGGAUUAUUUGAUCUUUUAAGGGAACUAUCAUUCCAAAGUUUUUGUUGCGUGCUUUUCGACUGAUGAGUUCAAUUUGCUUGCGCUUCGAUUCUCUUGCGUCGCAAGCCGGAUCAAAAUUUGUGUGCCGAACUAUUAUUGUUGAGCUUUUGUUGUACGACGAAUUCGCAGUAUUUCACGGAAAGACACGUUUGCUUUUUGCUUGAUUUCAGAAUUGUUGUUGCGUUUAGUGUGUUUUGUUCAGUAUUAGAUCCCAACGAUUCACAACCUUUCGAAGUUCACGUUACCUUCGUGUAAAAAAAAAUGUUUGCGCUCUGAAAAUUUGCGCAUUUAAAAGCUUGCUUUACUGUCAGUAUCAUUGGUGAUUGAACAAAGUUUAAAUUUAUUUGUGACGAGAAGUUACAAUGGUUGGUCCGUAAGUUUUGCGAAUAUUCUGAUUAAAUCAAAGGUGGUUUUUCAACCCAUGCACAAACUUUCAGUGCUGUUGAAGCUGUCCGUGUAAAUUCCGAUUAAAUCCUAAAAAAAGAAACUAAGUGCUUUUAAGUUUAAUGCAGUCUACGCUUUUUGUGUUGCCUUCCCCAUCGCUAUUUUCAGUUCGGUAAAAAAAAAUUUAAUAUCUCAGGUGGCAGCAAUUACUGUACAGUACUGUACCUGCAUUUUGAAACUUAUGGACCGACCUUUGUGCAUCCAAAAAGUGACGUCAAGUUAUGCAGCUUCAGAAUUUUGUUCCAAAGUAUUCAGCUUGAGUUUUAACUUGUCGGGGACUGAGGUAAUUUAUUUUAUUUAGUUCGUUGAGACUAAAGAAGAGGAAUCGAAGUCUUCGUUAUACUUGAGGUGUAGGGCUGUGUGUCUCGCGGCACGAAUUAAUAUCGAGAAACGGUAUGUGAUUUCAGUGUCUUUAUUGACGGGGAAUGAAUUCAUGAUCAGCUUUGAAAUCCCUGAGUUGACCUGGGCCAGUUUUGAGGUGGGAUUGGGAACGAAAGUACGCGGCAUAUGCAUUCCGAGUGCGUUGAUUGCUCUUCGUUGUGGAUUGAAACAAAUGGAAAAUUUGUUCUAUUUCGAA